AUGGUCACUUGCGAGUUUCAUAGGAAGGUGAUCAAGUGGCUGAAGCGAUUGUACCGGCGUAAGUGGCUGAAGGAGACAACCGAGCAGAAGGCCAAGAUGGCCGCCUGGGAGAACGACUAUCAGCUAGAGGAACACUCCAGCCUCUACCAUGAGUACCUUGAAAUGGUGUUGCAGUAUGGUUUCCUCACCAUCUUUGUUGCUGCGUUCCCCCUUGGCCCACUUUGCUGCCUACUAAACAGUAUCAUUGAGAUUAGAACCGACGCUGUUAAAUUCUGCACUGACCUGCGACGACCUCUGGCUGAGAGGGCUGCUGAUAUAAGUAAGAAUAUCACCAACAGAGCGUUCAUUAUAGCCCUAACGUCAGACUUCAUCCCACGGCUGGUCUACGUCUACUACUACAGUAACAACCAAACACUGGUCGGCUACACACAGUGGGGGCUCCCCAAGUUCAACACGUCAGACUUUGAGCCGGACAAGAGAGUCCUUGGGUCCGAUAACCUGGUGGUGGUCACCACAAGCCUGGUGGCCUACCUGAUCCCAGACGUGCCGGCCAAGGUGAAGAAGGAGCUAAGGAGGGAGGCGUACAUCUCCAGUGAGAUCGUCAUACAGACUGAGCUUCAGAAGGCGAAGGAAAACACAGUAACGGACAUCCUGCUCGGUAAACUGCGGAAGGGAGGGGCAGAGGGUGAUAACGGGUCAAGCGCGCGGAAACGCAAUGGGAGGGGUGACAACAAUGAUGCGAUUGUGCGGGUUGAUGAAGUGUCAGUGUCCAACAUUUGA
Molecule: messenger RNA, 780 nt
Organism: Dreissena polymorpha
Lineage: Eukaryota; Metazoa; Mollusca; Bivalvia; Myida; Dreissenidae
Product: anoctamin-4-like
Exons: 6
Coding region: 1-780 (259 amino acids)
Biological process (GO): chloride transmembrane transport
Cellular component (GO): plasma membrane
Molecular function (GO): chloride channel activity
Source: RefSeq, a predicted model, not a curated record